CCAGAACAAACAUGGCGAUGCCCCUAAACAUUAGACGUUCAAGACGCUGUGUAGUCGCCGCUCGCAUAACUGUGUGUAUUCCUCCGUGUGUGGAGACUGGAUGUCAAGUGGAUGUUAUAUAAGAUAUCAUUUUAGAAGUCGAGAAAUACCUUUGGUAAAUGCUGGCGAGCUACUUCAUCAUAUGUAUUCAGUUCUGUUUUCUGGCGUAACAAGAAUACGCUGGACGUGCUUAAGACAAGUCUGUCUCACUCACUGUAACAUGAGCACAAGCAGCGGUACCUCAACCAACGGCCACGGCAGGUCAACGGCAGGCGUAAUAGUGAUUGGCGAUGAAAUUUUAAAAGGUCAAGUAAAAGACACCAACUCACACUUCAUCCUCAAGCAUCUGCAUUCGUUUGGAGUUCGUGUUCCAAAGGUCUCUGUGAUCCCCGACAGCGUGACGCUGAUUGCUGAUGAAGUACGCCUGUUCGCGGAGAAGUUCGACUUUGUUAUCACCUCUGGAGGCAUUGGACCCACACAUGAUGACAUGACCUUUGAAGGUGUGGCGGCUGCGUUUGGGGACAAGACACAGAUGAGGCCCGAGAUUCAGAAAUUCGUAUCCGAGUACUUCAAGACAGAUGAUACUAGUCAACCCUGCUUCAAGCUAGCACAGGUUCCAAGCACUGCCCAGCUGGUCUAUGCCGAGGAUAAGACCCGAGGCGUGCGCUCACGAUUCCCCGUUGUACGCAUGCGCAAUGUAUACGUUCUUCCCGGUGUGCCAAACCUACUGGAGAAGGCCUUCCUCUUACUAGCAAAGGAGUACUUUGUGAAUCCGGACUCGCAGUUUUGCUGUGACGAGGUGUACCUGUGGCUGGACGAGGUCUCUGCGGCCACUGCGCUAAACCAGACUGUGGCAGAGUGCCCCAGUGUGACGUUCGGCUCGUACCCGGUGCUGUAUCACAGUUACUACAAGACUCGCAUUACUCUCGAGGCGACCGACAUGGCGGCCGUACAGGCGGCCCGCGCGCGGCUGACCGAGGCGCUGCCUAGCGGCACUUUGGUGAACUACACACCUGACCCCGUCACGGGUGCGGCCAGACGACUGGAGGGCAUGACCCAGCGGGAAGAGCAUGUAAAGGAGGCGGUGGAUAUAGUCAACCAGUGCUACGACAAGUAUAGCCCGGAGGAGGUCUGCGUGUGUUUCAACGGUGGCAAGGACUGUACUGCGGUGCUUCACCUGGCCCAUACGAUACAGACAGGCCGCCACCCGGGCAGUCGACUGCGCGCCGUCUACAUACGAGAGAGCAAACCGUUCCCGGCCAUGGAAACGUUUGUCGAGGAGACUCGGGUCAGGUACGACCUGGACCUUUACAUCAUCGGCGGACCGAUGAAGGCGGGGCUGCACGCUAUGAAAGAGCACUGGCCCGAGGUCAAGGCCUGCAUCAUGGGCACCCGACAGGGAGACCCUUAUGCCGAGCUAAUGAGGCCGUUCCAGCCGACCGACUCGGACUGGCCGCAGCUGAUGCGUGUGAACCCGAUCCUGGCCUGGGACUACCACCAGCUGUGGCUGUUUGUGCGCGCGCUCACACUCUCCUACUGCAGCCUAUACGAUAAGGGAUACACAUCGCUAGGAUCUGUGGACAACACACUACCAAACCCUGCGCUACAGGAAACCAUCGGCGACGGUACUGUCACCUACCGGCCCGCCUACGAACUAGAGGAUGUCACCCGUGAGAGGGAUGGCAGGAUAGGGCGCAGGCGCAGAGGCUCGUGAUUAGUGUGACUGUACCGCUUGAUUGUAGGGAACAGUUUGGGAUUUAGGCGUGGGCUGUUUAUUGUGUAAAUGUGACAGUUUUUAGGUUGAAUGCGUUUUUUUUUUUAAUAACGCAGCAGGCAGACAGUGUGUAGCAGUAUUUCAGAGUUGUGAUCACAGUCUUCAUUCGAACCGAGUGUUGGUGGUUUGGAUCGCAUCGAUCAUAUUGAGACAUACUCCGGGAAAGAAAUGCUCACAAUAGAACAUGUGUCAUAUUUUUACCACGUCAGUGCUGCUACUCUUAUGACAAUGGAGUUUUUAGUCGGAUACUUAUGUGUGAUAUACUUGUCGGCGAGUAUGUGUAUGGACGAAUGAAUGUAACAAGCUUGUAGCUGUCCUCAUGACAUAGAUAUACCUCAUGCGUGUGACGUUAGGCAUGUGGCGUGCGGAGAUGAACAAAGGUGUUGGAUGUGCUGUCAUAAUCACGAAUCAUAUUGCCACUAGUUUGCUGUCAGUGCGCCAUUUGGCGAAAUACAAGCGAACAUUAUGUAGUAUUCAA
Messenger RNA from Amphibalanus amphitrite, 2291 nucleotides. Its product is annotated as FAD synthase-like. Bases 101 to 1753 code for a protein of 550 amino acids. Gene Ontology annotation, biological process: FAD biosynthetic process. Gene Ontology annotation, molecular function: FMN adenylyltransferase activity. The record is from RefSeq and is a predicted model, not a curated record. Lineage: Eukaryota; Metazoa; Arthropoda; Thecostraca; Balanomorpha; Balanidae. The transcript is spliced from 12 exons.